AUGAACGGCAUCGAUCUGGUUUCAGGAUCCGGCAUCAAGGUGCCAAUGGCCAUUCUGAAUUGUCUCUACGCUCGCCAAUUAUGUUACGAGGAUCCGUCGUGCAGCGCCAUAUUGGAAAUUAUACCGAGGGUUUGCGGUCCGGAAUUAGUGGCAUGCUCGACGGUGACGGUGAAAAAGUGUCAGGCGGCUCUGCGCACCCUGCAGGCUUUCACUUUCUUCCGACCGACGUGCCUCUGCAGGGAGCCGCAUGUCGAUCCGGACUGCAACAGCUUCCAGAACUUCCUGUUCGACCACCCAUGCGACUACGUGGAGUGGAAAGACAAAGACCCAUAUCCAAUAGACGCAUUGCCGACAUGCAAUCAUGCGCUUAAUACUUGUCUACGUGGGAAACCUUGCAAUCAGAUCUUUAAGGAUUUUAAAACCAACUGCAAGAUUCAAGAAGGCCAGUGCAAAAUGGAGAAUCGAGAUGCUUGCCAUGAUUCCUGGACGCAACUGCGACUAUCGCCAAUGUUCGGCUGCAUAUGUCCGAAUAAUCAUAUGAAGCGACGAUGCGACAAGAUCUUCUCGACGGUGAACCACAAUCCCUGCGUUGAGGUCCUGCCCUCCUCCACCUCCGUAGACCUGUCGGGCACGGAUUCGGCCCUGUACCCGUUCGACCCACAGCAGGAGAACUACCAGGAGAUCUGGUUGCCGCCGACCAGUAUGUACCCCUCUUUUCUGUUCCCCGGGACCGCGCGCACUCCGCCGUACUACGACCCCGACAGCACGUACGACAUACGGGAGCCCGGCGACCGCUAUCAUCACCACCACCGUCACGGCGAUCGACAUCAUCACCAGGAAGCGCCGGAGCUGCCCGGCAGGCCAGCCGUCCUCGUUGUCGAGACAUACGACCCUCGGACCGAUUCGGACCGGUACGAGACCGACGUGAAUCGGUUCGAGGAUCGUGCGGCGACCUCGCGUCCAGGCGUUAAUCAUCUGGAUCGGUCGACGGAUGGAUCUUCUUCCUCCUUCUCCUCCUCUUCUUCUUCUUCCUCCUCUUCUUCUUCUUCUUCGUCUUCGUUGUCCAAGCAUGAUCGCGCCUCCGGCACAGUGCACCUGCAGCCCCAAAGCGAGCAUGACGCGCACCCGCACCAGCAUCGGCACCAUCACCAACAGCACCAGCACCAUCGUCAGCACCUCUCACUACCCGCACCGCCGUCCGUCGUCGCGACGCUGUCGUCGUCGUCGGCGGGCUCGUACGCGCCGGCGGCUGCUCGUCCCACGCCUACCGUGUUGGACGAGCCGUUGGGGGCCCACCACGGGCCCGGCCAUGCCGAAUCGCCGCGGCUGCCGGCCCCGAGGAAGUUUGCGCCUAGGCCCACCUAUGAGCACCGCGCGAUCUUCGACCGCGCCGACGACGACUUAGAUGACCUCGAAAUCAGGCCAGCCGGCGCGCCCCUCGAUCGGAUCUUCGAUUUUCGCGAAGAGUUCGUCGAUCAAGUGAAGGUCAUCGCUCAUCCGGACAAUUCCACCAGCUUUGAGGUGAUUGAAUCGCAGUUGGAAAAUCCACUGAUCGAUGCUAAACAUCGGGAUCUGUUCAACAUGAAGCAGAUCCCUAUUCCGGUUGGCCAUCAUCAUCGCAGUCAUCACAAGAGGAACCAAACAGAUGACUUCGAACAGGUGGGUAUGGAGCCACCGUCCUCUACGUCAGACAUCGAUAAGAUACAACAGCCGGUGAAACUGAUCUUAUCCAGCACGUGCCAUCAUGCUUACACGUCCUGCAAAAACGAUCCGGAAUGUAAGAAUCUGCUGGAACCCGUCCUGAACCACUGCGACUCGACGACGUGUGCGAGGAACGAGUGCAUGGAAGCGUUGCAGCACUUCUACAAGACCGCCAAUCACAAGCAUUCCGUGGAAAUUGCCUUCUGCCUCUGCAGGAAAACGGACAACAAAAAGGACGAGUGCAUAGUAGCGCAAGAGAAAAUGCAUCCAACUUGCGCGCAACGCAUAGACGGCGCCGAAAUGCCAACGUGUCACAGUCUAGCCGAGACUUGCAAAGAGAACAGGAGUUGUAGACUUAGACUAGAGUAUUACGAACAGAGUUGCGCGGUCGACAGCAUGACGAAGAAAUGUGCUGGACCAACCUCUGAGUGCAGAAAAGCGAUGCUGGGCAUUCUGGGUACUGAACUUCAUACUAAUUGCGCUUGUAAGGGCACCGAGCUUAACCAGCUGUACGGCUGUCUGGGUUGGCAGCGGCUUCUCUGGGUGAAUCCUUGCGUAGUGGAAUCGCAGAAGGACUACCACGCGCGUAGAAAGCACCAUCAUUCGCGAACGACAACAGCAAAGACAACAACGACGGCGGCCGUCGCGUCAACGACAAGGUCACCGGCAAGCACGGUGGCGACCACCGCGGUCGAACAAGUGGAAGAUAACCAAAUACCGGAAGUGACGAGGUGGCCGACCACCGAACCCACGGAAACUUGGGAAAUCACAACCACCACGAUAAGCACCACUCCGAGUACCACCACAACCACCACGCCGACACCACGCUUCUGCGUGGUUCAAAGGUCGAAUGCACACAGUCAGCAAUACAUAAGGGAAGGCAAGGGCAAAAGGCUUUAUCGUGAAGACGAGCCCGAAUGCUCAGAAUUGUGUGUCUGUGCUGAGGGUGAGCAACUCGUGUGCAACACCUUGUGCAUCGAAACGUUACCCUGUAAGACGGAUUUUGCUUUCUACAAUCAUGAAGCGCCAGCCUACCAAGCGCAUCGAGGUCCUUGCCUUUGCUACAGCGGCGGCUUUAUAUGCAUGCGGCCUUCGCCCGAGACAUAUAGUAUACCGCACGGGGUUUUCAUGUUCCUGGGAUACAGCGAGAAGGACGAGACCUUAUUGAAGCAGUACAACAAUGUGACCGUGCUGGACGCGGUGUCAUCUCUCGAUAAUUUCAUGAGAAAGGAAGUCAAUAAUCAGACAGUAUGCACACUCUUCUUGUAUAACGCGACCCGAGAAAACGUGAUUGCAGUGGCACGGCUCGGGACCGACAAUCCACCCUUAAAUAGCAGCCAGGCUCAAAGUCUGCAACACCUGCUGCGCGUCAAGGAGGAGUGCGCGUCGAUGAUGCAAGAUCUCAGCGACAAGAUCAACAAUAAGCAUCAUGAAGUACGCACGCAUCCACUACUCUCGAUCUUCAAGAUGGCCGAGGUUGAGGUGAAGAUGCCAUACAGUAACGAAGCGACGAACUCCAGGUCGUCGUCGGUGCUCCUUGUUGUUCUGUUUGCAAUUAGCCUCUUCGGGUCGACGUGCCUCUUUGAUUCGUGA
This is a messenger RNA of Cyphomyrmex costatus, 3294 nucleotides long. It is a transcript of the gene Gfrl, whose product is annotated as Glial cell line-derived neurotrophic family receptor-like. NCBI's taxonomy places the organism in Eukaryota, Metazoa, Arthropoda, Insecta, Hymenoptera, Formicidae. Gene Ontology annotation, biological process: nervous system development. Gene Ontology annotation, cellular component: signaling receptor complex; external side of plasma membrane. The record is from RefSeq and is a predicted model, not a curated record. The transcript is spliced from 16 exons. The coding region runs from base 1 to 3294 and encodes 1097 amino acids. Gene Ontology annotation, molecular function: signaling receptor activity.